GCAGAACGUCAAGUGUUGAGCUUAACCCGACGUCACUGGCAGAGAGUAGUGAGCUUGGACAGAAGCAUACGGCCGACAUCUUUCUUUAUUCUGUGUGGAAAUAGUAACAUAGUUACGCCAUUAAAUGCGUUUAUGGAAACAUUUUUAGCGAGAAAUGUGCAUUUUACUUUCAUAAUGUUCGCUCGGUGAAUGUGAAGGAUGUUUGGUUUGAUAGUUAUGACGAAGAGGGAACGCUCCGUUCACUUGCAUGGACAGAGUCUCUGGUUGCUAAGCAACCUCAACGUCUUGGCGGACUAUAUAUCUGCUGAUCAACACUACAAAUGCUGGAAACACACCAGACACACCAUGUGAAUUUAUUUAACCCGAUUAUUGUUAUUUAUAUCCGAGAUUAUUUAAUCUAACCCGAUCUAAACUCUAUCACCCAAACACGGCGGCGUUUGGGUUUCCUACCUCGGACUCCAGCGUACCUUUGCGUCAUUUUGAGACGAAGCAAGAGAAGACCUUCAAAGACCAAGCAGACUAAUUAGAGUCAAUCAAACGUGCUGUGUCCAGAUAUGAAAAACAAGCUUGCUCCUUCAAGGAUUUUACCACUGCUAAAGAUCACGGGACAGAAGCAAGUUAUCGCAUUGCGCAUUGCAUUGCAAAGCAUGGGAAGCCGUUUACAGAUGGCGAAUGUAUUAAGGAGGUUAACAACGGAGCACUCUGAGGCAUGUUUGCAACUCAAAGUAGGCCUAACUAACUACAAGCCACAGAUCACAGAGCUCAGUCAAGCAAAGCAGGGCCAGGGAUCACACUGACUGUUUGGUAGGCAUCUGAUAAUUUGAUGUUGCUUCAAGUUACACUAGUUUUAGUUCAAAUGUGUAGCUGUUUUUCAGUCUUUGAAAUGUUGAUGUGGCUAUUUUGUUAAGAAUACAGAUACUGUUAUUGUUGAGAAUCAAAUUCCAGGUAUAUUGGGAAGAAAAAUGUAUUUUGUGUCAUUUAUCUUUGCGUUAUUGUUGAUAAAAGCCAGGGAUCACACUGUCUGGUAGGCAUCUGAUAAUUUGAUGAAAUAUUGAUGUGGCUAUUUUGUUAAGAAUACAGAUACUGUUAUUGUUGAGAAUAAAAUUCCAGGUAUAUUGGAAAAAAAAAAAAAAAUUGUGACAUAAUUUAACUUUGCGUUAUUGUUGAUAAUGGCACACUAGAUGAGAAGAAAAUUUCAAACUGGCACUCCAUGUCACAAAGGUUGCCGACCCCUGGUCUAGACGAUGCUAGGUUCAAGAAUUUUUUUCGCUUGGACAAGAGCCAAUUUGAGGAUCUCCUAAGGAGGAUUGGACCAGAGAUCUCAAAAAAGCACCCACAUCUCAGGGAGACCAUCAGCCCAGACGAGCGGCUUUGCAUUUGUUUGAGGUGGGUAACGAGAGAGAGAGAGAGAGAGAGACUUAACCUAGCUAAUUCCUGUGCAUUUACAUUUUCUUGGAAAUGUUUAUCAAUGUACACUGUCCCUUUUCAAAUAAACACAUAAAUAAAUAAGAUAUAGUGACACCAGGAGAGGGUACAGUAGGUGUGUCUGUGUGUUAGAGAGAGAGACACCAGGGGCCCGUUUCACAAAGCAGGUUUAGUGAAAACUCUGAGUUAGUUACCCUGGCAACAUACUCCGUGAACCUAACCUGCUCGCUGGCAGGUUUUCUUCAACUAACCCCGAGUUUCUCCUGCUCUUAAGUUGAAGCCUGCAGACUGAAGGCAGUGGCAGACAUGGCGUGUCCUUUUAUUGAAGAGCCAGUUGAUGUCGAGGCGCAGAUACUCCGCAGAAAUCUCCACCGGGAAAGGAUUAUUAGACCCCGAUUGGAUGUUUUAUCAUUCCCCGAUGAGUAUCUGUUUGAGCGUUUCCGUUUCUCUGCAUCAUCUAUAAUUUAUAUAAACGAUAUUCUCAGCCCUCACAUCGCUCACAUGACGCAUCGUGGACAUGCUCUCAGUUCCGAGCAAAUUCUUUGUAUUGCACUUCGUUUUUUUGCCAACGGCAGUUUUUUGUAUAACGUCGGUGAUGCAGAGCAUGUGUCCAAGGCAACUGUCUGUCGGGCUGUCCGAAAUGUGACACUUGCACUGAAACGGCUACUAUGCACGUUUGUAGUGUUCCCAAGUCACAGACCCACCAGACUUCUCAAAGAAGAGUUCCACAGAAUUGCAGGGUUUCCAGGUGUGAUUGGCUGCAUAGAUGGCACUCACAUUCCUAUCAUCGCUCCUUCAAUAAAUGAAGGAGAUUAUGUGAAUAGGAAAUCUGUCCACAGCAUUAAUGUGCAGGUAGGCCUAAAUAGUAGCCUUUAACAUUCCAAAUUAAAUAUACUACACCAUACAGCUAAUUACUGUUCUCCACUAUCAUGUUCUUCAAGGAAAGAGGGGUCGAAUCCAAAGGAAUAGCUUUAAAGAUACUUUAUUUGUAUAAAGUAUUUUCGGUAUGGUAAACUGAUGCUCUGAAGAUAAGAGAGAUUGAAGAUGUGCCUUAGCACGUGCGAGAGUGUUCUCCUAGCUGGUCUAAGACUUUAGCCCACGAAUGUCCUAGCGCUGCCUGGAGAGUUCUACCUGUCUCCAAGAUGUGGAGGCUUUCUUAUGGACUCGGAGGACCGGAAGACUUGGAGAAAACCGGUGGGACGUAAUCCUCGGUUUUCCUCGCUUGGUCUGUGGUGCUGCCCUCUGUGGAUAAAGUAUCUAUUGCAGCCUUCAGUAAGGCUCCCCUUGUGGCUAUGUAUGGUAUUUACGGCUAAUAUGUUUGGUCUUCAUUGAGUCUAUGUGUGGGUAGCUUAGAUUCUUAAAAUACGUAACACCACUGUGAAGAUCAUGUGAUGGAGCCCACAUGAUUAACAAUGUGGAAGCGAAGUGGCCUGGGUCUGUGCAUGACUCACGAAUGUUUCGUGAGUCGACACUGAGUGCCAGAUUUGCCCGUGGUGAGUUUAUAUAUAUAAUUUAUAUACAGUAUAUAGUUAUAUCCUAUGAUCAAAUAUUUUGUUUCCUCCUAUUGCAACUGAAACAAUAAACUGUAUCUUGUAUUAUCAUAGGAGAGUUCGAUGGUUACCUACUCGGAGACAGAGGGUACCCCUGCCAGCGCUAUCUGCUGACCCCUUACCCUGACCCACAGCGACACUACAACUUGGCUCACUGCAGGACACGAGCCAGAGUGGAGAUGACCAUCGGGAUACUCAAGGCCCGGUUCCAGUGCCUUCGUAGGCUCAGGGUCACCCCAGAGAGAGCUUGUGACAUUAUAGUGGCAUGUGUGGUUCUCCACAACAUUGCCACUAUUAGAGGAGAACAAUGUCCUACUCUUUCCCCCUGUGAUCCAGGUAUUAAUCAUACCCCCCCUGCUGAUACACGAGAUGGAAGAGCUGUUAGAGACAUGAUAUGUGUCAAUCAUUUCUAACUGACCCAUCACCUCCCCAAUGUUCAAGAACGACAAUAUGCAUCUCAUUUUAUGAGGUCUUCUUUAUUUCCUAGAAGGACAAAUUUUGUACAGUUGUUAAUCCUUUGUUGUUGAAACAAUUAAAAAACAUCCACCUGUGGGCACGUCACCCACCUUUAACUGAUGGUCCAGCAGUUGUAUUUCCUUUUCUGUUUUGGUGAUCUGCAGCCUUAUGUGCUCCAUUUCUAGGUGUGAUUUGUUUAUUUGAGAUUCUAAAUAUACCUUGUAAAGUUGUUUCACGGGGAGCUAUAGGAACAUAAAUGACAUUGAAUUUCAGUGCCAUGUCUAUUUAGUGUCAUUGUAAGUUGUGGGUCAAUGCUGAACAACAUCUUACUGAGGUAAGCUGUGCUGUGGAGGUUGAUGGACCUUCUUCCUCAUUGUAAUUUCCAGCAUGGCUCUGUUAGAGAGAAAGAAGUUGCAAGUUGUAUUGUGGAACAACACUAUUAACUGAAGCCAAAGUUAUUUAAAAAAAAAAAAAAGGUGUAUACUUCAGCUGGCCUCUGCAUCUUCCCUCUCUGUGGCAGCUGAUAAGGUGUCUUCAUCAUCCUCCUGUAAUGAAACAGAAUGUGUGCGUUAUAUUCUACCAAUUAUGAAAAAUCUGUGGAAUAUUAAGAGUACUUACAACAGUAUGGAGGUCUGUUAUGGCAGAAGGCUCAACGAGACAGAUUACACCAUCAGUAACUGAUAGAAGAUGAAGAUUAGACAGUUGAUGAUUACCCAGAAAAGUGCCCCACCUAAUUUAAACAAAAUUUUUCAAACUGAGUCACCUUAAAAUAGAUUGAUAUCUGAAAGCAAAAGCAGCCAAUUGCAAAGAACUGUAGCCUACUGCUACAAGAAAAAUCAGUGUGCCAACUAAGUUGUGUCUAAGAUGAAUGGGUGGCCAUUACUGAGCGAACACUAGAAAAAGGAUUAACGUACAUGCCAUUCAUUUGAAUAACUUACCUCUUAUGUAGGCCCCUGUGACCUGGGGCGUGGGUGGGUCCGAUGAACUCCCCCCAGAGAUGCCCUCAGCAAUGGGUCGUCCACUGUUCUGACUGAGGGCCAUCUUUUCAGCCUCUGUGAGAGGUGGUGGUGGUGGACCGCCACCUGUUUGGCGGGCCUCAGCCUUUUUUCUGUUGGCUAUAAUGGAGGUCAAAUUUAAAUACAUACAGAAAACACAACUUUGGAGACUUGUAUGUAUAAAAGGCAUUUAGGUGUUGCUUUCAUAGAGACAAUAUUAAAUACUGGCAGUGUUGGGAUUUCUCUUUUUUUUGCAGAUUUCCCUAAUUACUUAAAUAUAUCCAUCACAUGUUGAAUGUAGCCACUAAAUGCUGUUUAAUGAGGGCAGGCUAAACAACAUCACAAUUGCUUGUACUUUAUUAUACCUUACCUGUUUGAACUACAUUUUUAUAUUUCAUCUUUAGCUGCUGCCAAGUCCGUUUGGUGCCUGUUGGGUUGCACCUGUGCUCACAGACACACAUAUGGAAUAUAAUUGUUGAAUAAGUGGAACAUUCAAGACAAAACAUUUCUUUUUUUUCUCAAAUUAAUACUCACGCAUUGACUCGGUCAGCAAUUUUCUGCCACGCAAGAUCCCGCGCUUUUGCUGCUGCCACAGUAUUGCUUCUUUUUAAAAAUAUAUGCUCACUUUCUGCAUACGCAGUCAUUAAUAUUUCCAACUCCACUGGGGAGAAGUAGGAGGAUCGAGGCUGUUUACCACUUGUUGCCAUGGUGAAUCAUGUUAUCUGUGUUCCAUUGAUGAAGGCUUUUUAUAUCCUCAUGCACGAGCUUCACUCAGGCCGUUUCUCAAUUCGUAGCACGCGUACUACGGACUCGAUGACUUGCUAGCACGUACUUGGCAAGUCUGUACUUCAAGCACAUACUUGCGAGCACGCGAGUACGUACCUGCAAUUGGAACAGCAGCGGACUCGAUGACGUCACCACCUCUGCUCGUCCGUUAACUGUGCUACGGCCUCAUUUAGGCAUAUACUACUGAACAAUAUAAACAAAUGAUAUAAAACAAAAUCCCAGCCUCUUUCAUUUUCAAAUAGUAUGUAAAUAUUCUGAAUGAAUAACAAUUGAAAAGAUAUGAGUGUCCUGUAAUGUGUAUAAGCUAUACACACACACACGACCUUACAUAUAUAUAUUUAUAUAUUAUUAUUAUUAUAUUAGGCCUAUAUAUUAUAUAAAUAUAUAUAUAAGUUAAGAGUAACUUAAGCUACAGUUGUAACUUGUGUGCGUCUUCUCCAUAUUGUCCGCCCUCGUACUGCUGCGAGUGCGAAAUGCAUCCUGGGAUUUAUAGCGGGAGCAAGCACACACGAGCCACCUCCGAUGCAUGCUCGGUGAAACGGCGAUAUCGAGCACGCAUCCAGAACACUUCCGGGUUUUACGACAGUACUCGCUUGAUGUGUGCUUCGAAUUGGAACAGUGCUCGGGCAACGACUGAUGACGUUUCACGAGUCCACGAGCACACGAGCACGCACAAGUACGCGAAUUGAGAAACGGCUCCAGGGUUACCUUGACUCUGAGUUGAUUGAACUAAGUGUUAUCACCUGUUCUGAAACCGAAAACUUAGAGUUUGACAGCUCAGAGUUGCUCAACCUAGAGUUAAGGUUUUAACUCAGAGUUUGUUGAACCUGCUUUGUGAAACGGGCCCCAGGUUAAGGAGGGGGUAAAGUACAUCAUUGGCUCUGAGUGAGUGUGUUUUGUAACACAUUUUAACAACAAUCUUUUUUGUGUGUGUAUUUUUUCCUAGGUAUUUGGCAACAGGGAACUCUUACCGGUCCAUUGCUUUCCACUUUAGGGUAGGAAUAAGCACUGUGGCUGGAAUAGUCAGGAGUGUGUGCGAGGCCAUUUGGGACUGCCUGUCUGGGGAGUUCCUGGCCUUACCUACAGAGGCUGAGUGGAGGAAGAUUGCAGAGGAUUUUGCAAGAAUGUGGGCAUUUCCCAAUUGCGUAGGGGCAAUGGAUGGGAAGCAUGUUGUCAUUGAGGCACCUCCAUUAAGCGGCUCCCUUUAUUUUAAUUACAAGAAGUCAUUCUCCAUUGUACUGUUGGCGGUAGUCGAUGCCCACUAUCGUUUUAGGGUGGUCGACAUUGGAGCCUAUGGCAAAAAUAGUGAUGGAGGAACAUUAGCUGCCUCUGCCUUUGGGUCUGCCCUGCGGCAGGUGACCCUCAACCUCCCUGGGGAUGCCCCCCUACCUGGAGCAGAGAACUUGGGGCCCAUUCCUCAUGUUUUCCUGGCGGACGAGGCAUUCCCCUUGCGGAGAAAUCUCCUUCGCCCCUACCCUGGGCACACUCACGGGGAAAAGCGUGUUUUUAAUUACCGCCUCUCUCACGCCAGGAGAAUGGUGGAGUGUACCUUCGGCCCAAUGGAGGAUAUACCGGAGGGUGCUUGGUGUGUCACCACAGGUAGCAGAGUCAGUUGUCAAGGCAACGUGUAUACUACACAACUUUCUGCGAUGGGGGGGUGCUACAGAGGCACUGACUGGUCCAGCAGAACCAUCUGCUGGAAUGAGAAGUAUUGGCAGGGUUGGCAGCAACAACGCCAGCAACGAGGCCAUUACUGUGAGGACCAACUUCACAACUUAUUUUUCAUCUGAAGCUGGUCAAGUCCCCUGGCAGAACCGCCCCCUGCACAUCCCACAUGCCCUUCAGUAAACUUUUAAAAACUAAAUCAGUUGAGGUGUGGUCUUGUGAGUUGUCAUUUAAAGAACAAAUUAAGCAAUGUGUCAAGGCAAUGUCAACAAUGUGAUUAAUGACUGCAGGUAAAAUAAAUAUAAUUAUAGGUUUAUUUUCAUAAAUAAUCAUAACAAUAACAAAUACAAUAAUGAUGUAAAUAUAUACAAAUAUUUUACUCUAGUUAUAUGCUACAUAUAUUACUCUAGUUUUAUAUUACUCUAUUUUAUACUAUACAA
Molecule: messenger RNA, 7317 nt
Organism: Gadus chalcogrammus (walleye pollock)
Lineage: Eukaryota; Metazoa; Chordata; Actinopteri; Gadiformes; Gadidae
Product: putative nuclease HARBI1
Exons: 2
Coding region: 1732-2301 (189 amino acids)
Source: RefSeq, a predicted model, not a curated record